Messenger RNA from Racocetra persica, 512 nucleotides. NCBI's taxonomy places the organism in Eukaryota, Fungi, Glomeromycota, Glomeromycetes, Diversisporales, Gigasporaceae. The record is from the annotation of a GenBank genome assembly.
UAACAGAAUGUGAGGUCGCUCAGCCAACCGAAGAAGAACCAUCAUCUCCCAAAAUUGUUUCCUCCUCUUCUCAACCUACCCGUAAAUACUCCACUAGAACUGGUGUUGCCAAAGAAAGAGACAAGAAUCUCAACACAAAAAUAAGAGCCAAAGCCCUUAGGCCAAAGAAACGCAAAAGACUAGAAAAUAAUCAAACAAUAUUUAUUAGCAAAAAAAAGAUAAAAACACAACAAACAAAUAGUGAAACUCUUGUUGCAGAAAAGAAAAGUUUACCUCUAUCCCUAUUAAAACCCAAUACUUCAGAAAUUACCUUACAAAACAGAACAACCCUAGGACAACCAAAUUUAGAACAUACUAGCAGACUCUCUGAAAAUUGGGCAGAUGAAUUUGAAGAAGUAUCUAGAACACAACAUAGAGUACAAUUGAACUCCACUAUGGUAAACAACAAAGAGCUGAAAAAUUCUUUGGCCAACUCAUAUAAGACAAAAGCAGAUAGGGAGAUGAACUUAUAG